GCGAUAAUUUUUAUUUAUUUCGUGAUCGCUCAAUGAUAGUUUUCUGUUCGUCACGUUCCAUUGGACCAUCUUCCUUCUGUCACGAAACGCAUUUUUCAGAUAAGUUUAACAAAACUUUCCAUCAAUUUUUGUAUUCCUUAUCUUCACCAUGUCAACCAUUCAAUAUAUUUCUAGUAGCAACGCACAGCGUACUCUUCUGGGACUUCACGCCAUGUACGAACUACAAGAGCUCUGUGAUGUGAUUCUAGAAACAGAGGAUGGUUUCUCUGUGUCGGUACAUCGUAAUGUUUUGGCCGCGUUGAGUCCGUAUUUCAGAGCGAUGUUUACUGGUCGUUUAGCUGAGAGUUCAAAAGAGAAGAUCAAACUAAGAGACAUAGAGGGCGAGUCACUACAAGGGAUCAUCAAAUUUAUGUACACUUCUUCAGUGUCCAUUAAUGAUGACAGCGUGGAGAGCUUGUUGAAAGCAGCGCGUGUCUUCCAGUUGAUCGAGAUCGUCAAUGUAUGUUGUGAAUUCCUAAAAGAACAGUUACAUCCCUCGAACUGUUUGGGUAUCGCAGCCCUUGCUGAUAGAUUUUCCUGCGAAGAACUUCUUGAUGAAGCAAACAAGUUCACUGUUAAAAACUUUAACGAAGUCGUCAAGUUUGAUGAGUUUAAACAAUUAAGAUUAGAAGAAGUAAAGACUCUUCUUUUAGAUGAGAAUAUUUCCGUGCGCUCUGAAGAAGACGUCUAUCAAGCUGCAAUUGAUUGGCUUUCUCUGACGUCAGAGCCCAGGAGUAUGUACACUGCUGAAGUGUUAGGGUGUGUGCGUCUACCAAUACUGUCACCUGAAUAUUUAACCACAAAUGUCAUAAAUAAUAAGCUUCUCGAAGGUAAUGACGAGUGCCAGCUCAUGGUUAAGGAGGCAGUUGAGUAUGCCUUAUCACCAUCAUCCGAAAAACGCAAACAUGGUUAUGUAACUAGGAUGCAACCUCGCAUGCCAACAGGUUUUGCUGAUGUGUUGGUUGCGAUAGGAGGUCUGUUUUCAGGUGAAGCAGUAUCCUCUACUGAGAGGUACAAUCUUUACACAGAUGAAUGGUUUACAUUCCCAGCUAUGAGGACCUCAAGAUAUGGUUUUGCUGUAACUCAAGUUAGAGGCCGUAUCUACUGUCUUGGUGGCUACCAUAAUGGCCAGUUUCUAAAUACAGUAGAAGCAUACAAUCCUGAAGACGACUCUUGGGCCUUGCAAAAACCCAUGUUUACCAAAAGAAAGUACUUUGGAGCAGCUUGUUUAUGUGGGAAGAUUUAUGCUGUUGGAGGGUCAAAUGGACAAGAGCGUUUGAAAACAGUUGAAUGCUAUGAUCCGUUCUCUGACCAGUGGACAUUUGUUGCACCCAUGUUAACACCUCGAAUGUACCAUGGUGUGGUUGCUCUUGGAGGUCUGCUGUAUGCUGUUGGAGGGCACAGUGGAGCUAACAGACUAAGUUCUAUGGAGUGUUAUGAUCCACAAACAGAUGUCUGGACACCAGUUUCUUCAAUGGACAAGCCAAGGUCAGUUGCAGGAGUCGCAGCUUUAAAUGGAGUGCUAUAUGUCAUAGGAGGGUUUGAUGGUUAUAAUUACCUCAAAGAUGUUGAGUGCUACAAUCCUCAGACUGACACAUGGACAGUCUUGCCAUCACUCAACAGACCGAGGUCUGCGGCAUCUGUUACAGUCAUGAAGGACAGGCUCUUUGUAUUGGGUGGAUUCAAUGGCCAAUUUCUUGACAGCAUGGAAAUAUUUGAUCCAAGAAUCAAUGAAUGGAAUUUUGCUUCGAGCAUGUCUAUACCUAGAGUCCAUUUUGGAGUCACAGUUAUUUAACUGUUAUUCGAAUUUAGUCAAAUAAAAAUUGUUAUUAAUAUUUUUUUCUGCUCCAGAAUUCUAGCAAAUAAUGUUAGUGGAAGGAAAUCAAAUAGGAGCAAGGUUGGAUCCAGGGGGUGCAUUGGGUGGCUAGCUAUUGAAAAAUAAUAAGAAUAACGACCUAAAAAGGAAGCUGGUGAUGCAUUUCUAGGAAACAGUCACCCCCUUCGAAUCUUUCUGUUUUUUAUUUAUCUUUAAGUAUUUUAUUCUCCACCUGCUAAGGACAUUAGGGUGUUGAUUGGUCCACGUAAGUCCUCAGGCAAAGUUUUCGAUGGACCUCCCAGCUCAACACCAUUAAAUGCAUUAUAUUCUCAAUUUUCUUAUAUAUAUAUAUAUAACUAGGUGUUUAAAAAUAUGCUGAGGAAAAAUAUUUUUUGCUGUUAUUUUUUAUCUUUUUAUUGAAAUGUGUUUACAAGUAUCAGAAGGCAUAUACAUUCAACUCUUUUGCUGUUUACUUUUACGUUUAUAUAAUAGGUUCUUGAGUGAGCAAAGGAGUGAAAAAAGAGUGUUUUGAAGAAAAAUAAAUAUGACAAAUAGCAACAAAUUUUAAAAUCCUAGUCUCCAGAAGCUCUCUCGAUCCAGUGCUUUUCAGUCUUGGUUUAACAUAGGUUUUGAGAAGCACUGAAGCAAGGGAGCAUCUGGGACCCAAGGUACAAUAGAGGUUUUGCACCAUCAUGUGCUGGUGCCCAUAAUAUAGCUUGGACUGCCUGUGGUUUGAUGGCAGAACAAUAGAAUCCCUUUGCUCUUGGGAAUUGAAUUCUUUCUCAUGUAAAACGAUUGUAUUGUUCCUGCCAUCUAACAUGGCUGCCAUCAUGUGGUGGUGCAAAACCUCUAUUAAUUUUAAUGUAAAAGAGAAAAAUUCCAAAAUCAAUGGAUAUUGGUUCAAUUGUUAGGAAUUCCAAUCUAAUAGUCAAUAUACAUGACCAAAAAGUUUAUUCCACUAAGAUAAAUCAAAAUUGAAUAUCCUUAAAUCCCUCCAGGGCCUAAUGGACAACCCGUACUCCUCUUUGGGAGUAUGUUUAUUUAGGAAUAAAUAUUUGUUCAUUGAAACUCAAUGUUAGUCGAGUGCUUUAACUUUAAAAAUAAGUCUAUUUCUGUAAGCCUAAUAUAUAAUACGUCUAUUUCUGUAAGUCUAAUAUAUUAAAAAUAAUUGUUUUAACUAA
Molecule: messenger RNA, 3036 nt
Organism: Actinia tenebrosa (Australian red waratah sea anemone)
Lineage: Eukaryota; Metazoa; Cnidaria; Anthozoa; Actiniaria; Actiniidae
Product: kelch-like protein 20
Molecular function (GO): protein binding
Source: RefSeq, a predicted model, not a curated record